AUGGCCGUGAGAUUGACUGUCAUAUCCACCAUCAUCGCUCAUAUCCUCGUGUUAGAGGCUAUGGGUGCUGCAAUCGAUAGCUUGUCGAGUAACAAAUCGGCACAGAGCAGCAAAGCCUCACUGACCAAACGUGAGAUACCCGACUCUCACAGGCUACAUGAGCGACAAAACUCCCACUGGGAAGGCCAAUGGGAAAAACAAAUCAGAGUUCCAGCUAAUAGUCUGCUUCCCAUGCGUAUUGGUCUCGUGCAGAGUAACAUUGACGAGGGAGCGCGUCGUCUACAAAAGAUCUCGAAUCCAAACUCGCCAGAUUAUGGAAAGCACAUGUCUCCAGAAGAAGUAAUCGAAAUGUUUGCUCCGUCUGAGACUGCUUUCGAUGCUGUGAGGGACUGGCUUGUUAGCGCCGGCUUUGCUGACGAGGCCAUCUCACUUUCAGCCAACAAGCAGUGGAUCCAACUUGAUUCAAGAGCUGAAGACGCUGAAAAUGUUCUGUUUGCAGAAUUUUUUGAGUAUGAGCACCUUGCGUCGGGCAGCAAGACUGUCGCUGUCGAGGAGUACUAUGUCCCUCUCCAUCUUCGAGAGUACAUAGACUACAUCACUCCUGGUAUCAAGCUUCAAGCCCAUCCUAAUAAGCUGAAGAAAUUGAUGCAGCGCCAAGUACAGGAGCUACAAGAGAAGCCUAUGAGCAGAUCCGCGCAUAAGAAUGUGCCAUAUAUAAAUGAUGAAGAUGGCAGAGAUCUCACCAUUGCUUGUAUCAGAGCCCAAUACGGCAUUCCCAAUAAUACAGUUGCCAUACCUGGAAAUGAGCUUGGUAUUUUUGGCGGUCUGGAUGAGCACUAUAGCAAAGCUGAUCUCGACACAUUCUUUGCCACGCUUCACCCACACAUACCGAAUGGCACCUACCCAGAGGAAAGACUCAUUGACGGCGCUAUUGGCUCAGUUGAAGACGUUCCAGGAUAUAACCAGUCUGUUGCGGGUGUCGAAGCGGAUAUGGACAUUGAGGCUGCCUGGCCGUUGAUUUGGCCACAAGGCGUUGUUCUGUUCCAAACAGACGAUCAAUUCUAUGAAGUUAGUCAAAAGGCACCAGACACACCAUAUCAUGGCUUCUGGAACACUUUCUUUGAUGCAAUUGAUGGGUCAUACUGUACGUACUCAGCGUACAAUGAGACCGGUGACUGUACUAGACCAGAAUGCCUUGAUCCUUCCGGCGGUGAAGCGGAUCUACCUGCAUCGUACUUGAGGCGACAGUGCAAUGAGAUUAUGAAGCUCGCCUUACAAGGUGUAACUGUGGUUGAGUCAUCUGGAGACUAUGGCGUGGCUUCUUACCCAGAGAAUCUUUUCACGAAUAAUGGAUGUGCUGGUACCGAUGGAAAAGUCUUUUAUCCUUCCGCCGAUUCGUCUACCUCGUACAGCGGCGGUGGAUUCUCUAACUAUUUCGACGCACCCGAAUGUUACGAAAAUCCUGGUGUCAACUUCAGCGAUGUUGGCGAUGGUGUCUACAGGGCUGGUGGCCGCGGUUACCCUGACGUAUCAGCUAUUGGUGAAAGACUGGUUGCCUUCAAGAGAGGCCGGUGGGGUCAUGUCGGCGGCACAUCUCUCUCAGCUCCCAUAUGGGCGGCUGUAAUCACGCUGAUAAACGAGCGCCGUCUCGCUGCCAACAAAAGCACUGUUGGCUUCAUCCACCCUGUCUUGUACGCCCAUACCGAAGUCUUUGUUGAUAUCACGGAAGGAUCUAAUCCGGGGUGUAAUACAACUGGUUUUCCAGCAGUCAAGGGAUGGGAUCCUGUCAGUGGUCUUGGAACACCCUAUUUUCCCAAAUUGGUUGACUUGUUCCUCAGCCUAUGA
Molecule: messenger RNA, 1845 nt
Organism: Trichoderma breve
Lineage: Eukaryota; Fungi; Ascomycota; Sordariomycetes; Hypocreales; Hypocreaceae
Product: pro-kumamolisin, activation domain-containing protein
Exons: 8
Coding region: 1-1845 (614 amino acids)
Biological process (GO): proteolysis
Molecular function (GO): serine-type endopeptidase activity; tripeptidyl-peptidase activity
Source: RefSeq, a predicted model, not a curated record